AGAGAGAGCGAGCCAAGCGCUCUUUCCCCUCCUCUCUCUCUCUCUCUCUCGCUGCUACAACGGAUCCUUUCCACAUCGACGCUACUGUUAACGUCACGCCUGCGAGCCGUGCUCUCACCCUGCGCUUGCCUUCCCUGUCUUGCUCUCUCCCUGGUCGGACGCUGCAUCGGAGAGGAGGCGCUGAUCGCCACCAGGAGAGGCGGAGGGGUUCAAGAAAGAAAAAAAAAAAAAGGACUGGAAAGCAAGCAAGAAGACCGAGAGAGGAAAGAAACUGCGCACCACCCCUCCUCCCUCUGAACCCCCCCCCCAAUCAACCCAGCUACAACACCACCACCACUCCUCCUACUCCUCCUCUCCUCCUUCCACCCCCCUCCCUCUGUGAAGAAAUUGACUGAUUAUUGGGAAGUGCGCGGGAGGCAGGCUGCAGCUGCUGCUGUGUGCGCUUCACGGGGAUGGUGCGCGCGUGUCCGUAAUUUGCCGCACGGUCGCAGUGUGCGCCGGCUCGAGGGGGACGACAAGAUUAGGGACAGACAGCAAAAAAGAAAGAAAAAAAAAGUCGGGAGCCGCCGAUCCUUUGCGACCCCCCCACCACAGGAAAAGACAGACAAGAAAAGCGGAAGGAAAAAACCCAUCAAGUGGACACGACGCCACAUUGAGAGGGGGAGUGCAGACUGACCAAGACACCAAAUGAUUGACCACUGAAAAGUAGACACAGGAAUACAAAGAGGAGAAGGAGGGGGGGCUUUUUUUAACCCCCGAAUUGUCACUCUCUUCGCGGAAGCGCCGCAAACAGGCGAAGAACACUGGAAAGGACUGUGGGAUUUUCAUUCCUCCAACGUCUGAUUUUGUCCCAUUUGACUCUGGCUUACCAAAAAAAGAAAGAAUAGUGCACGUGUGAUUGUGUGCUGCUAUGGAAACCCGGAUACGGUGUCUAUCUGGGGGAUCAACUGUCGGAUUCCAAGGACAAGCAAGGGAAGAGGAGCUGACUGCAAGACGGCAGCAGUGGAGCACCGCUUCUCUGGGAGCCUGAGUGGAUUCCUACGUCCUCUCUUUUUUUCUUCUUGUUGACCAAGAGACAAACACUCAUCAUACAGGGCCUGCGACUCUUUCGGAUUGGAUGUAUGGAUUUACAAAAAGGGCUCAUCCUGGUUUAGCGCUGCUUUUCAAAGGGCAGUUAUUAAAAGCCGUUCUUUGCCGCUCAUGGGAUAUACGUCAGCUCUUUGUGGUUGCAAAAAAAAAAAAACGGAGGGAAGCUUUAUAUCUCCUGUAAUGUUAACUUGAGGUAGGUGUCGAGCGUUUCAACCCCUCUCUGUAAUAAUGGCUUUUGGUUGCUUAAUUUACCAUCAUGUCUUUCUCAUACACAUUUCAGAACAGCCAGCCCCCCCUACAGACCCCCUCUCCCCUGAGCACGUAAACUGUUAACUAAAAGAUAGUAACGGCAAGCAUACAGGAUCCACAUUAUGUGCUCUUUCCAUCUUCAGUUUCCUUAAGCUUUUCAACUCUGGUCCUUAACACUAAAACCAGUCAACCAUCUAAUCCUCCUGUACCCAAACUCCCCCAUCCCCCGACACACACCCCACCCGGCCCCCCAGAUGAUGCUGAAUUAUGAAUGUGCCACAUCAUGAGUCUCCUGGGGAGGGUAGCUGUGCAUCGUGCCAAGAAAGCCGCCCUACUCUGUGUAGUGUUCCUGAUGGCACGAGCAUGGAGCAGCGCCUCCCUGGCCUUUGGGGCGACGGUCUCACAAGGACCCCAGGGCUGCCCCCCUCAGUGCUCUUGCAGUAGUCAACAGGGGAAGGUGGUGUGCACACGGCGGGGCCUCACUCGCGUACCCCCGGGCAUCCCGGCCAACACGCGACACCUCAAUCUGAUGGAAAACGCCAUUGAGGCGGUGCAGGCUGACUCAUUCCGCCACCUGCACCACCUUGAGGUGCUCCAGCUUGGGCGAAAUGCCAUUCGGCAGAUUGAGGUGGGCGCGUUUAAUGGACUUACCAGCCUCAAUACUCUGGAGCUGUUUGACAACCGUCUGACGGUGGUACCCAGUGGGGCCUUCGAGUACCUGUCCAAGCUAAGAGAACUAUGGCUGAGGAACAACCCCAUUGAGAGCAUCCCCUCCUACGCCUUCAACAGGGUGCCCUCCCUGAUGCGACUAGACCUUGGAGAGUUGCGGAAACUGGAGUACAUCUCAGAAGGAGCUUUUGAAGGCCUACAAAAUCUCAAGUACCUCAACUUGGGCAUGUGCAAAAUAAGGGGGGACAUGCCAAACCUGAGUCCCCUCAAGGGCCUGGAGGAGCUGGAGAUCUCUGAAAAUCACUUCCCUGUGAUAAAGCCGAGCUCCUUUAAAGGCCUGAACUCGCUGAAAAAGCUAUGGGUGAUGAACUCGCAGAUAACAGUGAUCGAGCGCAAUGCCUUUGAUGACUUGUCUUCAUUGGUGGAGCUUAAUCUGGCCCAUAAUAACCUGAGCGCUGUGCCACAUGACCUGUUCUCCCCGCUGAAGUACCUUGUGGAGCUCCAUCUCCACCACAACCCUUGGAACUGUGGCUGUGACUCUGUGUGGUUAGCACGCUGGCUAAGAGAAUACAUCCCCACCAACUCCACUUGCUGUGGACGCUGCCACUCACCUGCCAACAUGAGAGGUCGACAGCUGGUGGAGGUGGACCGAGGCGAGGGUGCUGCAACCCAGUGUUCUGCCCCGUUCAUUGCGGACGCUCCAAGGGACUUUAACAUCUCGGCAGGGAGAGUCACAGACCUCCGGUGUCGCACAGCCCAGAUGUCUUCAGUACGCUGGCUCCUACCAAAUGGGACUAUCCUGACUCAUGCCACCAGUCAUCUGAGGGUAUCGGUACUCAACGAUGGCACCCUAAAUUUCUCUAAUGUUCUGGCUGCUGACACGGGCACUUACACCUGCAUGGUAUCCAACGCAGCUGGCAACUCCAACGCUUCGGCCUACCUCAAUGUGAGCGCUGCCGAGCUCAACACGUCCAACUUGAGCUACUUUACGACUGUGACAGUGGAGGUCUUGGGGCCAACAAAAGAGAUGCCCAAACCCAAAACCACCACAACCACAUCUGCGGCUACUGGAGUGGCUGGCGUCGCUGGAGGAGGACUGGGCCUUGGAUCAACCACCACAACUGCCUCACCCUCAGUCUUUCAGCCAGUGUUCAUCUCCACACCAACAGUGUUGCUGCAAAACACCGACAGCCCACCAGGUGCUGCAAAGCCAUCUGCAGUGCCAGGACUCAAAGGGGCCACUGGCAAGCCGGGAAAGUCCGGCCCAAGUCUGGAUGAGGUGAUGAAAACCACUAAGAUCAUAAUAGGCUGCUUUGUGGCAGUGACACUGCUGGCUGCCGUGAUGCUCAUUGCCUUCUACAAGCUGAGGAAGCGCCACCAGCAGAGGAGCACAGUUGCGGCUGCUCGCACGGUGGAGAUCAUCCAGGUGGACGAGGAGGACUUGCCACCACCAGCGUCUGCAUCUCAAGAGACAGCCCUCACGUUACCUGAAAUUCGAGACCAUAACAGCAUCCACAAACUGGACUUUCUCAGCCACAAGGCCGACUACAGCUUUCACAAGCCCAAGGCUGAAUACACACCUCAGCCUGAUUUCACCUUCCACAAGCCCAAAGCGGAGUAUACAACAUACAAGCCCAACAUGGACUUCCAUAGUGGUCACAAGUCCAUCCCGGACUACAGCACUCACAAAUCUACACCAGACUUUAGCCUCCACAGGCCAAAGCUUGACUACAGCCCCUUCAGGCAGGACUUUAAUACUCACAAAACUAAAGCAGAAUACAGUCCAUUCAAACCAGACUUUGGGACUCACCCGAAAAGCAGGGCAGACUACAGCCCUUUCAAAGAAGACUACAGCACUCAUCCAAGGCAAAAAACGGACUUCAGCCCCUUCAAGCGAGAUUAUAGUACCCAACCCAAAUCCAAACACGAGUACAGCCCAUUAAGAUCAGACUACAACACUCAGCAGAAACAGAAGGUGGAAUACAGUCCAUUCAAGCACGACUUUGGCACUCAUCCAAGGUCUAAACUGGAUUACAGUCCAUUCAAGCCUGGCUACAGCACUCAACCCAAACCCAAACCAGACUACAGUGUCCAGAAAUGUAAACCUGACAGCAACUACAGACCCAAGGACCCCUAUACCCCCCACAAAUCUGCAAACGACUACAACGCUUUCAAGACAGACUUUAGCCCGCAGAAAGCCAAUUUCAGCGCCUUCAAAUCGGAAUUCAGUCCCCACAGCCAGAGACCUAAAACGGAUUACAGUCCGCACAAGAUGGACUUCAGCACCCUGAAGCCGAAAUACAACACCUACAAACCCACGGGCCACGGGGCCAAAUGGACCGAGAACAAUGUUGGGAAUUCUUUGCCUCGAACCUUGCCUAGCACCAUCACGGCCAUGGCUGAGCCCUUUGUCAUAAAAACUCAUACCAAGGAGAAAGUACAGGAGACUCAGAUUUAAACGGCUUAGAUGCCCCACCCCCAGCCAUUGCCCCCCCCCCCCCCUCCACACCCCAAACCCCUUGAAUCACGCAAUAGAAUGCACAAUGAAAAAAAGGACAGAGGCGACUAUUUUGUACAGAGAGCAGAGACUGAUGUUGUACAUGCUUAUAAAUAAAAUAUAUAUAUAUAUAUAUAUAUAUAUAUGGACACAUUCUAA
Dunckerocampus dactyliophorus (ringed pipefish) is the source of this 4663-nucleotide messenger RNA. RefSeq names its product leucine rich repeat containing 4.1 (gene lrrc4.1). The coding region runs from base 1610 to 4465 and encodes 951 amino acids. The record is from RefSeq and is a predicted model, not a curated record. Gene Ontology annotation, molecular function: protein binding. The transcript has a single exon. Gene Ontology annotation, cellular component: postsynaptic density membrane; glutamatergic synapse; plasma membrane. Gene Ontology annotation, biological process: synaptic membrane adhesion; excitatory synapse assembly; modulation of chemical synaptic transmission. NCBI's taxonomy places the organism in Eukaryota, Metazoa, Chordata, Actinopteri, Syngnathiformes, Syngnathidae.